CUGCCCUCCCUCCUUCUCUCUCGCUCUCUCUCUGUUUCUCUCUCUCUCUCUCAGUCUGUGUAGGCUGCACAUUAUGAACAGUCACACUCUACCAUCCUCUCUCUGCAGUAACCACUGCAAACCGUCUACCCUGAGAAACAGAGGGGGAGGAAAAACGAUAGAGAGAUACAUGGAUGAAUGAAGACAGGAGGAACAGAGGACAAAAUAAAAGGAGGACGGGGAAAAAAACUAUAGAGGGAAUUAUCACAGUGUUUUUCCUUCUCUCAUUGGUUCUCUUCCUCUCCUUUCAUCCCUCUCUCUCUUUUUCAUCUUUUUUCAUUCAAUACCUGUACGCAGGGAUUAAAAUGACUUAAAAUGCAAUCUACGGACGGAGAGAUCUGGACGGAGGUAGAAAUGGGAAAGGGGAUGAGGAAAGAGAGAGGGUUUGUCCUCUGAAGAGAUUUUGUGUUGUACAGCUGGCGAGAGAACGAGGGAACGAGAGAGAGAGAGAGACAGCGGCAGGGAGAGAGAGGUGAAGAAGUGUACUCUAGAGAGAGAGAGAAGGAGAGAGAGAGAGUUGCCUGUUUUUUCCUGAGGAGCAGCACAUUGGACGGAUCAGGAUAAAGAGAAGAUCGGACAUUCCGUGAUUCCGUGAUUCCGUACAUGACUAGGUAAACAGCAUCAACAACAACAAGGACAACCUCCCUCUCGUCCCUCAACACCUCCAUCCACGUUCCUUAUUGUUCAGCCCUUGUCCCGGGUUGUUUGACCCACCAAGGGGACAGGGAAGCUAAACCCGUGCUGUUUGACCCACCAAGGGAACAGGGAAGCUUAACCCGGGCUGUUUGACCCACCAAGGGAACAGGGAAGCUAAACCCGGGCUGUUUGACCCACCAAGGGGACAGGGAAGCUAAACCCGUGCUGUUUGACCCACCAAGGGAACAGGGAAGCUAAACCCGGGCUGUUUGAUCCACCAAGGGAACAGGGAAGCUAAACCCGGGCUGUUUGACCCACCAAGGGGACAGGGAAGCUAAACCCGUGCUGUUUGACCCACCAAGGGAACAGGGAAGCUAAACCCGGGUUGUUUGACCCACCAAGGGAACAGGGAAGCUAAACCCGGGCUGUUUGACCCACCAAGGGGACAGGGAAGCUUAACCCGGGUUGUUUCAUCCACCAAGGGGACAGGGAAGCUUAACCCGGGUUGUUUCAUCCACCAAGGGGACAGGGAAGCUUAACCCGGGCUGUUUGAUCCACCAAGGGAACAGGGAAGCUAAACCCGGGUUGUUUCAUCCACCAAGGGGACAGGGAAGCUUUGGGAAAGAAAGAACAUAUUCUGUUACAUUCCCACGAUGCUCGGAAUAAUAUUUGUGAUGCGGAACGCGUGGAAUGAUUCCCUGAAUAGAGGGAAGCUGACAUAACAGAGGGAUAGAGGGAGGAUACGACUGAAGGAAAGGAAGAGAGAGACAUAUGAGCAAUCUACGGUGGAACAGGGAGGGAGAGAGAGGGAGGAGGAGAGGAUCUGCCUGUUCAUGAUCUUCAUUCCCUUGACAUCAAUAUUAUGAUAUAUUCAUACGAGAAUUCCCAGAAUUCCCAAACAGGAAAUGGCGAUGGAGAAUUAUGGAAAAGCAAACAAAUUUAAUUUCUUCAGAUUUUUGUGUGGUUUUUGGGGGGAUUUUCCAGAUUCUCUUUGGGGAAUAAUGUGAAUGAGAUUGAGUGAAAAUUCUCUUUCUCUCCCUGGAACUAAACAAAUAAAAGGGAUCGUGGAGUGUGUGACUCAGCGACCCAAAUCCGCCUCUUUGAUGUGUGUGUGUCGGAAGGGAGUCACACACACACACACACACACACAAACCAGGAUACACACCUGGGGCGGAAUCAGGCACACACACACCUGGUUGGAGGAUAGGUGUGACACAGACAGAAAAGGUCUGCGGAUAAUUCUCAAUAUUACCAUGCCAGACCCCCCACCCCACCACCCCACCCGAAGACGACACCCAUCACCCCACACACACCUACACCCACAGAGAAGGACAGAACAUUCCAUCCUCUCCUCCGUCUCUCCUUCAAUCACACUUCAGAAUGACAGUGAAAGACUUCCCCAAUCCCUUCCUCGAUCAUUCUCCUCGCAUCUCAUUCUGUGUUCCCCGGAAACCCCUCCCAACCCUACCCUUCCCUCACAUCUCAUUCGCUGUGUUUGCCCAUCUCCUGCUUUUCCGGCCCUCCAUUGGCUGACACUGGUCACAUGCUGCUGCCUGUUGCCCUCUCUGAUUGGUGCAGGGGAGAUGUGGGACGUGGUUGCGGUGUGUCCAUUCCACUGCGUCUGUCGGAACCUGUCAGACUCUCUGAGCACGCUCUGUGCAGAUAAAGGCCUCCUAUUCGUUCCACCGAAUGUCGAUCGGCGAACUGUCGAGCUCCGAUUGGCUGAUAACUACAUCACGGAAGUAGGUGGGUCGGACUUUGCCAACAUGACCGGAUUGGUUGAUUUGACUCUGUCCCGGAACACUAUCCACUCCAUCCGACCAAUGGCGUUCUCCGAUCUCGAGAGUUUGCGAAGUUUGCAUUUGGACGGUAACCGCUUGACGACGCUGGGGCCGAGAGACCUUGUGGGAAUGGUUAAUCUACAGCACCUCAUUGUCAACGGUAACCAGCUGACGAGGGUGUCGGCAGAAGCAUUCGAUGAUUUCCUGCUGACGCUGGAGGACCUGGAUAUCUCAUACAACAACCUCCGAAGGGUCCCGUGGGAGUCGAUCCAGAACAUGGCCAGUCUACACACCCUGAACCUGGAUCAUAAUCUGAUAGACCACAUCGCAGAGGGAUCCUUUGGAGAACUGUACAAGCUGGCUCGCCUGGAUAUGACCUCCAAUAGGCUGAGGACCCUGCCACCUGAUCCCCUGUUUGCAAGGUCUCAGACGGGAGCCCUCAGUCCCACUCCCUACAACAGCGUCAUCAGCCUGAACUUCGGAGGGAACCCGCUACACUGUAACUGUGAGUUGCUAUGGUUACGGCGGCUGGUCCGAGAGGACGACAUGGAGACGUGCGCCACGCCCCCUCAGCUGGCCGGCAGGUAUUUCUGGUCCAUCCCUGAGGAGGAGUUCACCUGUGAACCGCCCCUCAUCACCAGACACAGCCACAAGCUCUGGGUCCUGGAAGGUCAAAGGGCAACCUUGAAAUGCAGAGCCAUCGGCGACCCCGAACCCGUCAUCCAUUUUGUCUCACCCGGCGAUCGGAUCGUGGCGAACUCCAGCCGCGCGACAUCGUACCGGAACGGAACAUUGGAUCUCUUAGUUACGGUUGCUAGGGACGACGGAGCGUACACGUGCAUAGCGAUAAACGCAGCGGGGGAAGCUACCGCGACGGUGGAUCUAAAGAUCGUUCCGUUGCCGCACCGGAACGGGAAUGUGACGGUUACCGGGAACACUGGGAAUUCUAACGGGAAUAUUCCGGGUUCUUCAGACAUCACCACCGGGAAAAGUGGGAAUUCCGGAGUUAAUGGUGUAAAUGUGAGAGAAACAGAGGAAGGGAAAGGAGAAGAGGGAGAGGGGGGUGAGGAGGAGGAGGAGGAGGAGGAGGAGGAGGAGGACGGAGGGACUAGGGUGGAGGAAGGAGAGAGGAUUGUAGGGAUACAAGGAGUCACUUCUACCUCAGCCCAGGUGAGAUGGGACCUCGGCCGAUCGGCUGGAGUUUACCUGGUGUGGAUGUUUCAGAUACAGUACAACUGCACAGCCGACGAGGCGCUGGUGUACAGGAUCCUCCCGUCUACCAGUAACAGUUUCAUGUUGAAGAACCUGGUUUCUGGAGCAGACUACAACCUGUGUGUCCUGGCCAUCUUUGAUGACAUCGUCACCUCACUGGCCGCAACCAAGGUUCUUGGCUGCGCCCAGUUCAGCACUAAAGAACUCUACCCAGAAUGCAAAUCUCUGCAGGCCCACUUCCUGGGUGGAACCUUGACAAUCCUGGUCGGAGGCAUUAUAGUGGUAACACUGCUGGUGUUCACCGUGGCGCUGAUGGUGCGUCACCGUGUAUGCAGUAACCACGGUGACCAAUGUGACCACGGGGAUGAUGGUGACGAGCCGGCAUGUUGCCAGGGCGGGUCAUUAGGGAGUCCGGUGAAAGGGGCGGCGGCCGGAGGUGGCAGAGGAGUCUACAGCCAAUCGAAUGGCAAUGGGGAUGUGAUGAUGGUGGUUUUGCCCAAUGGGCUGCCUUCGAAGCAGCGAGGUGGCAGGGAGAAGGAGAGAGAAAAGGAGAAAGGAGGGGCUGAUGUACCUCCUAAUUUACCCCCCAAACCAAAACCUAAAGCCCAAACUCUGCCCAGGCCUAUAGUAACCUGGGAGGGCAGGGGAGAGAAGGGGAGAGGACAGGGUGAGAGACAACUUCCUCCAUACACCCUCGAAGCAGAACGGGACUCUGCCUACUAUGCUCCUGUCGUAAGCUUGUCCCCUUCCACGCUCCCCCGCCAAUCACGAGGAGGAACAGGAACGGGGAGGGCUAGGCUCCGCCCAGAUGGAGUAGUAGUGGGCGGGGCCAAACGGGCAAGCUUCGCCCUGGACAUGCCCCUGGGACAGGAUCUCCUCUCUGAUUGGAGGAUGAGACAUGGUGUCAUAGUGGGCGGGGUCGAAGACAAAUGGAAUUCCUCCCAAGCCUAUCAGAGCCCGGGAGCUCCCCUAAGCCCCGGCUCAGUUCGCGCCAAACGUAGCAACUCCCUCGACAUGGGUUCUUCUUCUUUUUCUCCUGUUUCCAUUGCCACGACGACAACGGUUGCCCAGCGACAGUACAGCAGUCGCCGCGGUUACGCCAAGCGGCUGUCAGUCACCUGGACAAGGCGAAGUAAAUCGCUGCAUGGAAUGUUGGUACACUGCGCCUCGGCAACCAGCACCACUUCCUCGACGACCAGCGACGAGGGAAGCAUAAACGGGGAGUUUGCCGUAGUUCAACAUGGUUACGUCCACGCCUACAACAACACUAACUCUAACUCUACGAGUGCUGUUAUCAAGGGCAAUGGGAACGAGAAAGAGAAAGGAGGGAAAGAGAAGACAGCCAGUGAUGAAGGGCUGGAGGAGAGUGUGGUGUAGAGAGGGAAAGAUAGAGAAGGAGGGAGAGAGAGACAGAGAGAGAGACAGAGAGAGAAACAGAGAGAGACAGAGGGAGAGAGACAAAGUGCGAGAGAGAGAGAGAGACAGGGAGAGGGAGACAGAGAGAGAGAGAGAGACAGAGAGAGAGAGAGACAGAGAGAGAGACAGAGGGAGAGAGACAGAGUGCAAGAGAGAGAGAGAGAGACAGGGAGUGGGAGAGGGAGACAGAGAGAGAGAGAGAGACAGAGAGGGAGAGAGACAGAGAGAGAGACAGAGAGAGAGAGAGAGAGAGAGAGAGAGAGAGAGAGGCAGAGAGAGAGAGAGGGAGAGAGACAGAGAGAGAGACAUAGAGAGACAUAGAGAGACAUAGAGAGAGAGAGAGAGAGAGAGAGAGAGAGAGAGAGAGAGAGAGAGAGAGAGAGAGAGAGAGAGAGAGAGAGAGAGAGAGAGAGAGGCAGAGAGACAGAGGGAGAGAGACAGAGGGAGAGAGACAGAGAGAGAGACAGAGAGAGAGACAGAGGGAGAGAGACAGAGGGAGAGAGAGACAGAGGUAGAGAGACAGAGGUAGAGAGAGAGAGGGAGAGAGAGAGAGAGAGAGAGAGAGAGAGAGAGAGAGAGAGAGAGAGAGAGACAGAGAGAGACAGAGAGAGAGAGAAAUAUAGGGACAAAGGGAAGAUAUAGGGCUGAAGAAGAAUAGAGGAGGCCUCUAGACUCUUGACCUGAAUUGGAUUCCGACAGAGGCAGAGAUAUACAGAAAAAAAGAGAAAGAGAGAUAGAGAGGGAGAGAAUAAUCUCUUUAUCUGAGGCUCUGCAUAAAACAUAAACAGCUUAGACAGGUUGAGUUCAGACGAGAGGAGAAAAAGAGAGAAUGUGUUAAACAGAAUGAAGAGAGACAGAAGAAAAGAGGAGGGGUGAAGGGCAGAGAGAGAAAUUAGACUGGAGCAAUCGAGACAGAGAGAGAGGUACAGAGCAAGGGAUAGGGGUAGAGGGAGAGGGACAGAGAGAGAGACAAAAAAGAGGGAGAAUGAGAAAGAGAGAGAGGUACAGAGCAAGGGAUAGAUGUAGAGGGAGAGGGACAGAGAGAGAGACAAAAAGAGGGAGAAUGAGAGAGAGAGAGAGAGAGAGAGAGAGAGAGAGAGAGAGAGAGAGAGAGAGAGAGAGAGAGAGAGAGAGAGAGAGAGAGAGAGAGAGAGAGAGAGAGAGAGUGAGAGAGAGAGAGAGAGAGAGAGAGAGAGAGAGAGAGAGAGAGAAUAGGAAAGGGAAAAUAGGCUCUUGGAGGAGGUCUCCAGGCUCUCUGACCAGGGUUUAAACAGAUUGAAACAACCACAGAGACACACAGAGUUAACAAACAGGGUUUCGCCAGGAGAGGAGCAGGGGGCUCGUUGCUGAACACGAGGACAGAGGAAAUACACAGUGAAUAGUGUUUUCAUUCAGGAAAUACAGACAGACAGAGUCCCCCCAUUGAAUGUCAUGAUAAGCUAGUCUGAUUACAGGAUGGAUAGAUGGCUCUGGCAUCGGCCGGCUGGCCUGACACUGGAGAUCAGAGUAUUACUCUGGCAUCGGCUGACUGGUCUGACACUGGGGAGCAGAGAAUUAGUCAUGCUGGAUAAAUCAGGCAAGAUUAAUCAAUAAGGACAGCACGGCACUGAGCAGCCAGCUGAGACUAGACACACUGAUGAGAGAGAGAGAGAGAGAGAGAGCGAGAGAGAGAGAGAGAGAGAGAGAGAGAGAGAGAGAGAGAGAGAGAGAGAGAGAGAGAGAGAGAGAGAGAGAGAGAGAGAGAGAGAGAGAGAGAGAGAGAGAGAGAGAGAGAGAGAGAGAGAGAGAGACAGAGAGACAGAUUUAUGAAUUGCGUAUGUGAUAUAACAGUGGAAGUACGGACACAUUGUGGUAUAAUAUGGAUUUAUGACCAACAGAUAUCUACAGAAAUGUAAUACAUGAAUAGAAUAUAUGAACAGAAAUACAGUAUGUUUAAGCGCAUGUGUGUGUGUGUGUGUGUGUGUGUGUGUGUGUGUGUGUGUGUGUGUGUGUGUGUGUGUGUGUGUGUGUGAAUAUGUGUGAUGUGUGUGUGUGUGUGUGUGUGUGUGUGUGUGUGUGUGUGUGUGUGUGUGUGUGUGUGUGUGUGUGUGUGUGUGUGUGUGUGUG
This is a messenger RNA of Oncorhynchus keta (chum salmon), 7190 nucleotides long. RefSeq names its product leucine-rich repeat and fibronectin type-III domain-containing protein 2-like. NCBI's taxonomy places the organism in Eukaryota, Metazoa, Chordata, Actinopteri, Salmoniformes, Salmonidae. The transcript has 8 exons. The coding region runs from base 1683 to 5045 and encodes 1120 amino acids. The record is from RefSeq and is a predicted model, not a curated record. Gene Ontology annotation, molecular function: protein binding.